AAGAGCGGAUACAUCACGAUACUUGAUACGCAAUGUCGUAUUCGCUUUGUUUAAACCUCCGCCCUGUACUACGUGAGGCAAUAUACGUAUAAGAGGGGACAAUUCUUCGGAAGAAGACGGUCUUUAUAGUAGAAGUGUUUUCUGGGGGUUUUUUUCUUUUCUUUUUUUUUUGGGCAAUCUCAUCCAAAAAUUUCCAUCGCGCUUCCACCUCACACAUUAUCUCGCCAUGGCUUCUGCUCCAAUUUCAAAGCGUAGCAUAGAUAUUGCAGGCAAAAAAUUUGCAUUUUCUGCCCGCCAAGGUGUCGACUGGUCAAACUAUCUAGCCUACCGCCCAGCCUACCCGCAAUCGUUUUUCGAGCGCAUCUAUAACUACCAUGCCCAAAAAGCCGGGACGGCUUGGUCCGUAGCUCAUGAUAUUGGCGCUGGUUGUGGGGUCGUCUCUUCAGUCCUCGCUAGUCGCUUCGACAGCGUCAUAGUCUCGGACCCUAACGACGGAUAUGCUGAGCUCGCCCGAGAAUUCAUACUUGAAAAGACAUCGUUCCCCGAGUCUAAAUUCAAGUUCCUUCAAGAAACUGCCGAGGAAAGCUCACUUGAAUCGGGUAUUGUCGAUCUGGUUACCGCGUGCGAGUGUAUUCAUUGGACUACGCCGGAAAUUGCUAUCAGGGAAUUCGGGAGGCAGCUUGGAGCUGGUGGGACGCUUGCGAUCACAUAUUAUACUCGCCCGCUCAUUGAGGCAAACGAGCGGGCUGUAAGGGCCUAUAAGGCUGUCUGGGAUGCUUUUUCGAAGAAAGUUCAAGGCGAGAUAUGUGAGAGGGCUUGUAAAAUCAACAACACUGCACUUGAAAGCUUGGAGUUCCCCGAGAAAGAUUGGGAGGCUUUAAAGAGGAUAUACAUCAAUACCCAGGGGACUCUCGACAGCUUCAUGCUGGAUGACAGGACAGUUGAAAGCAGGGUCAAGGAAAGCGAGGAGAAAGUCUGGGUAGAAGAUGAUGAUUGGUGUGACAUGUGUGGUAUCGAGUGGCUCAAAGGCUAUGCUGCUACCUGGGAACCGCCCAUCCAAGAGUCAGAAAUACAAGACAUUUGGGAUGAGUUAGAGCGUGCUUUGGAAGGGAAACAAGUUAAGACUAGGACACCGGUUGUGAUGAUUCUAGCCACGAAGAGGGCAUAGAAAGUAUGUUCGGUAGUCAUAUCAGAUACUACAUGAUAGAAUAUUGAUAAUAAGUAGCCACAUUAAGAAAGAAAUCUUGAGCAUUCUAUGGAAGCUUACUAAUUAUGAAUAUUAAAUCAACAUUCAAAAAAA
Molecule: messenger RNA, 1300 nt
Organism: Daldinia decipiens
Lineage: Eukaryota; Fungi; Ascomycota; Sordariomycetes; Xylariales; Hypoxylaceae
Product: S-adenosyl-L-methionine-dependent methyltransferase
Exons: 1
Coding region: 227-1168 (313 amino acids)
Molecular function (GO): S-adenosylmethionine-dependent methyltransferase activity
Source: RefSeq, a predicted model, not a curated record